Gasterosteus aculeatus aculeatus (three-spined stickleback) is the source of this 2298-nucleotide messenger RNA. It is a transcript of the gene tars2, whose product is annotated as threonyl-tRNA synthetase 2, mitochondrial. The record is from RefSeq and is a predicted model, not a curated record. Gene Ontology annotation, biological process: threonyl-tRNA aminoacylation. Gene Ontology annotation, molecular function: threonine-tRNA ligase activity; ATP binding. Lineage: Eukaryota; Metazoa; Chordata; Actinopteri; Perciformes; Gasterosteidae. Gene Ontology annotation, cellular component: cytoplasm; mitochondrion.
UAUCUCUGCUUCCGGUGUUAUGGCCGCUCGCAGAGCAGGGUGACAGUCAGGUGUGGGAGCUGUGGUAAUGAGCGCCGGGUGUUUAGGCAGGUGUGUUAGAGGAUGGCGGUGACGCAGCUAUUUCGGCUGGUAGUCGGUCGGACAGCGGCUCGCGCGCACAGGAGGUACAGCCAGGCGUGCCCAGCUUCAUCCGAGCGACUGCGGAUCUUUGAGUCCCUCAGGGAUAAACGCUGCAGCCAGAGCAGAGUUGAAGCUACAGGAGCUCCGCUCAGCAUCCAGCUGGCUGAUGGCCGGACCGUGAAGGGGACCGCUGGUGUCACUACCCCUCUCUUUGUUGCGCAGAGUGCGCGUGUGAAAGGAGCCCUGGUCAGUAAGGUGAAUGGGGAGUUGUGGGAGCUUGGACAGCCCCUAGAGGCAGACUGCGAGCUGCAGCUUCUGGGGUUUGACACAGAUGAGGGAAGACAGGCGGCAUGGCGGACAGGAGCGUGCGUCCUGGGUGGAGUGUUGGAGAAUGAAUUUGGGGCCGAGGUUUGCAGAGAAGGAGCGUCCGAGCUCGGCCUUUACUGUGACCAUCUACUACACGACGGUGCCUGGUCUCUGAGUGAUGUGGAAGAGAGAUGUAAGAAGGCUGCAGCACUCAAGCUUCCUCUGUCCCGACUGGAAAUCAACUCUGAAGAGGUCCGACAGCUCUUCCAGAACAGUUUGCUGAGACUUCAGCUCGUCGAGGAGCAGAUGAACGGUCCCACCAUCACAGUCUACAGGUGUGGAGACAGCAUAGCGGUCUGCAAAGGCCCCCUCCUCCCACACACAGGCUUCCUCAAAGUGUUCAAGACACUCCAGCUGUCACCUGUGACCCUGGCCAAUCAGACGGAGUCCUCCGGUUUGAUGCGUCUUUUAGGUGUGGCCUUUCCAGGAGAGAAGGAUAAAGAGCAGUGGGAGAGCGAGCAGGAGGAGGCGAGGAGGAGGGACCACAGACGCAUCGGGACAGACCAGGAGCUGUUCUUUUUUAACGAUGUGAGUCCAGGAAGCUGCUUUUUCUUGCCUAAAGGAGCCUACAUCUACAACACCCUCACAGACUUCAUUAAGAGUGAGUACCGAAGGCGAGGAUUCAACGAGGUCGUGACCCCGACUUUGUACAGCACUGCAUUAUGGGAGCGCUCGGGUCACUGGGAGCACUACAGCGACAACAUGUUCACUGUGACAUCAGAGGGCUCUCAGACCUACGCUCUCAAACCCAUGAACUGUCCUGCACACUGUCUGAUGUUUGAGCAGCGCGUCCGCUCGUGGAAAGAGCUUCCUCUACGAUGGGCCGACUUCGGGGCGCUGCAUCGCAACGAGCUCUCCGGAGCGCUCGGCGGUCUCACUCGAGUUCGCCGCUUCUGCCAGGACGAUGCUCACAUCUUCUGCACACCCGAGCAGCUGGAAGAAGAGAUCGGGUCUUGUUUGGACUUUGUGAGGAGUGUGUAUCAAGUGUUUGGGUUUUCCUUCCACUGCCUCCUGUCUACGCGUCCUGCACCGUGCCUCGGGGAGCCUGAGCAGUGGGACAACGCUGAGCAGCAGCUGGAGAGGAGUCUGCAGCACUUUGGUGAGCGUUGGGAGUUGAAUCCAGGAGACGGCGCCUUCUACGGACCCAAGAUUGACAUUCUGAUUAAAGAUGCUAUUGGCAGACAACACCAGUGUGCCACCAUCCAGUUGGACUUCCAGCUGCCAAUCAAAUUUGACCUUCAAUAUGUUGGUCGGGACGGACAGUUGCGGAGGCCAGUGAUGAUCCACAGAGCGGUGCUGGGAUCCCUGGAGAGAAUGAUCGCUAUACUGGCCGAAAACUUCGGAGGGAAAUGGCCUCUGUGGUUGUCGCCGGCGCAGGUCAUGGUCAUUCCUGUGGGGGGCAACAGCGAGUCGUACAGCAAACAGGUGGUGCAGCAGUUCAGUGACGCCGGCUUCAGGGCCGAUUUGAAUGAUGAUCAGGGAGCGACCUUAAAUAAGAAGAUCCGCUCUGCUCAGCUCGCCCAGUACAACUACAUAUUUGUGGUGGGAGAUAAGGAGAGCGAUAGUGGAGCAGUGAACGUGCGCUGCAGAGGCGGCGUGCAGCUGGGGAGGCGGCCGACAGAGGAGGUGCUGACAUCCCUCACACGGCUACGAGACACCAGGAGCAACUUGGAAGAGUUCUGAUGAAAAGGUCCUCGAUAAUGAGGAGUCCCUCAUGUAGUAAGUGUUGUUGUACAUGUUCAAGCUGGUAUACUUUGGCUUUGUUCAAAGAGAUGGCUGCUAAAAAUUUGUAAUAAAAGAAUAUCAAAUCUA